CAGUGGUCUCUGUGCUAAAACAGUGUUGGAAAGAAAGUUACCUUUCUUUGGAUGAAGCACACUGGAGUUACAUUCUGCAAGCAGAGCAAAUGAGGUGAUGGCACUGUGAAGGUGGUAUAUCCCAGCUCGCUAUGUGGGAUUUAGGAAGGGUGCAGCGGCUGCUGAGUGCAGGAGAAGAUGGUUAUAACCAUGGGAGCCAGGAAAAAUCUGAGAAGGAAUGAGCAGCCGAGAGACCUGGCAUUCCUUGGGCAGCUUCAAAGAGCGAUGAGGUAUCUGAAUCAGCGCAAGAUGAAAUGAGCACUUGCUGCUGCCAUGUUGGCAGAACAGAGCUGUUCACAGGCUGUUGGACAGGUUUGUGGCUGAGCCGGUUUAUCCAGUGUUGAAGAUGGGAAGUUACUUGUCUGCCCCAGCUUACUUCACUUCCAAGGAUCCCUUUCGGUGCUCUGAAUGUCAGGAUCCCCUCACUAACUGGUACUAUGAGAAAGACGGGAAGCUGUACUGUCACAAAGACUACUGGGGGAAGUUUGGGGAAUCUUGCCAUGGCUGCUCUCUGCUGAUGACUGGACCUGUGAUGGUGGCAGGCGAAUACAAGUAUCAUCCUGAGUGCUUUGCCUGUAUGAGCUGCAAAGUGAUCAUUGAAGAUGGGGACACUUACGCACUUGUGCAGCAUUCCAGUCUCUACUGUGGAAAAUGCCACAACCAGAUUGUGCUAACACCGAUGAUAGAAAAACAUUCAACUGAGUCUCUGCGUGAGCAGCUGCCCUAUACACUGACCCUCAUCUCCAUGCCGGCAGCGACUGAUGGCAAGAGGGGGUUCUCUGUGUCUGUUGAAGGUGGCUGCUCCAGCUAUGCCACUGGAGUCCAGGUGAAAGAAGUUAACAGGAUGCACAUCAGCCCAGAUGUCCGAAAUGCCAUCCACCCUGCGGAUCGUAUUCUGGAGAUUAAUGGAGCUCCUAUUCGUACGUUACAGGUGGAGGAGGUGGAGAACUUGAUUCGCAAGACAAGUCAGACGCUUCAACUGCUGAUAGAGCAUGACCCUGUCUCACAGCGCUUAGACAGACUCCGUUUGGACUCCCGGCUUCCUACCCACAUGAAAUCUCCCAUCUCCCCUGGCUCCCUGUCUCCACUGGACAUCAAGGAGAAUCUGGAAGGAACACUCCGCCGGCGUUCCCUCAGGCGAAGUAACAGCAUUUCUAAGUCUCCUGGCCCCAGUUCUCCAAAGGAACCACUCCUUUUGAGCCGUGACAUCAGUCGCUCUGAAUCCCUGCGUUCCUCUUCUAGCUGUUCCCAGCAGAUCUUCCGGCCCUGCGACCUAAUUCAUGGCGAAGUACUAGGAAAAGGAUUUUUUGGGCAAGCAAUCAAGGUAACUCACAAAGCAACAGGAAAGGUGAUGGUGAUGAAGGAGCUGAUUCGCUGUGAUGAGGAAACACAGAAGACUUUCUUGACAGAGGUGAAAGUGAUGCGCAGCCUGGAUCACCCGAAUGUGCUGAAGUUCAUCGGAGUACUGUACAAGGACAAGAAGCUGAAUCUCCUCACCGAGUACAUUGAGGGGGGCACCCUGAAGGACUUCCUCCGCAAUGCAGACCCAUUUCCCUGGCAGCAGAAGGUCAGCUUUGCCAAAGGAAUUGCCUCCGGAAUGGCCUACUUGCACUCCAUGUGCAUCAUUCACAGAGACCUGAAUUCACACAAUUGCCUAAUCAAGUUGGAUAAGACAGUGGUGGUGGCUGACUUCGGUCUGUCUCGGCUGAUUGUGGAGGAGAGAAAAAAGCCCACACUGGAGAAGCCUUCUGCCAAGAAGCGAACGCUGCGCAAGAGUGACAGGAAAAAGCGCUACACAGUGGUUGGGAACCCAUACUGGAUGGCCCCAGAGAUGUUAAAUGGACAGAGCUAUGAUGAAACCGUGGAUAUCUUCUCAUUUGGGAUUGUUCUCUGUGAGAUCAUAGGCCAGGUGUAUGCGGAUCCGGACUGCCUCCCACGCACACUGGAUUUUGGCCUUAAUGUCAAGUUGUUCUGGGAAAAGUUUGUUCCUGCUGACUGUCCUCCAGCCUUCUUCCCUCUGGCUGCCAUUUGCUGCAGACUGGAACCAGAGAGCAGGCCCACUUUUUCCAAGCUGGAAGAUUGCUUUGAAGCGCUCUCUCUCUUCCUGGGAGAACUGGCGAUCCCCCUCCCAUCUGAGCUGGAAGAGUUGGACCACAACGUGAGCGUGCAGUAUGGACUGAGCCGUGACAAGCUACCUGAAAACACAACCUAGUCAGUCCGUCCUACUGCCUGCACCACUUCCGUGAGAUCUGACGUGAGCGACAGGGAGGGAGAUGCACUUCAGCCAUUUCCAGGGCAUUAAUGGUGCACCACGCUGUGCGUUUGCUGCAUUGCCUCUCCCCCCCGCAUCCAACACACCUGCCCCUCCUCUUGGACCUCCUGAUUCACUGUGGAUUUGUGGCAUCUUUCAGAAGAGAAAAGGGCUGUUUCCUGCCAAUUGCACCUAGGAAAGCUGCUCAACACUAUUUUUCUGGCUUGAGAAAUGUGUUUCUCUGGCUCUUUCAGGCUUUACUGUGGUGCCUUAGAACUUGGCUGCAAGCUGUGAAGCCAUCCUGGCCUGUCUGCCAGGGAGGGAACUGCUUUAGGAGACUCCUGGUAAAGACCAGCACUUCUGGAACUGCUUCUCCCAGACUGACUAUGCUCAGAAAGCUGGGGAAAUCAGGCACCCAGCAAAAGACCCCACCAGGACAGUGUGUGUGUUCAUGUGUGUGUUUUCCACAUCUGCCUAUUGAGAUUUUGGCCUCUAGUGUGUGUGUCAGGGGAGGGAGUGAAAUGCCCCAGGAACUGGGCAGCUCUCCUGAAACAUCUUGUCUGUGGGGAAGUGUGUAUGAUUUUUUUUUUGUGAGUUUUUUUUUUCUGUCUCUUAUCUCUGAAUACCUCCAAAAGCCUGUCCAGAAACACUAAGGUUGAGCUCUGCUUGCCCCUCCUGAUGGUGAACAAGGCAGGCAACAAUGAGCCACUUGAGCAUCUUCAGACCCUGAGCCUGCACAAUGAGUCUGCCCACCCAAGGACCUUAAUCCAGAUGAGAGGAUAGGAUUUGAACCUGAAUGUGUGGAACUGCUGUGAAUGUCCCUGGACAGCUAAGAUUGCUGGUGCCCUAGGCCUGUGAAGAUGAGGUGACCAAAAGGUUGGCAGAAGGUGCUCUGCAGAAAGCUGAGGAAUCCUACUUGAGGUCUGAAAUAGUGCAGACCUCGUGUGCAUGACGGUAAAGGGGUAUGUGCCCAAGGUUACUUCAAGGACAGAUUUGCUGGUGAACAGGAAAGUGCUGGAGAUUGUCCCAUUCUCCUGGGUGUGGCAGCUGAACUAAGAAUGUAGUUGCUGUUACCUCACCCUUCCCUGCAGGCUGUGAGAGUUACUCUCUUUGAAGAUCCCUUCUUGCAGCUGCUCCUGCACCUGAGCUGAUUCUCCAAGCAGAAAAUGUAGGGGUCAUGCCCUGCUUUUGGGGAGAAGAAAGGGAUGGGAGUCAGCAGGGGUGUUGUCUUCCAGCACUCACCUCCACCCAUCCUGGGGGAGAAGAAGAAAUAAGCUGCUUCUGCAGUAGCACAUAGGUUGGCAGAACCAAACAAAAAGCUGGCUCAAGUCCUGCUCCUAAGUUCCACAGACCUCGUGGUUUAACUGGAUUUUGUGUGCUCCUUUCCUGCCCCCCCUUCUGUAUUGAAUGGUGGGGGAUGGGUGUUAUGUCUUUACUGUUACUUUGAUUUCUUCCCCCUACCCAUGAAUUUAAAGUACUGUGUAAAAUAACAUGGGAUCAGCCAUCACCUGGCAAAAGGUGUGUGUGUGUGUGAGAGGGGGAUGUUUUUAGUUUGUGUAGUGGCGUUUUAGAAACACUGGGGCCUCCUUGUGCUGUGAGUCAGUGGGGGAGCCUCACUAAACUGGAUCCAGUGGAUUCAGUGUUACUAUAGGACUUGCCCUGCCUUUCCCCCUCCCAGGCUGGUUUGUGAGGGGACCCCUGAAGGGGAGAGUCCUGGGUGAUGUGUGGGUGGGGUUUAUGAACUGUGAUUUGCACAGCUCUGUGUUCUAACUAAAUUAAAAGCAAUAAAUGUAUGCUAUGGAAAGAA
Molecule: messenger RNA, 4097 nt
Organism: Rhea pennata
Lineage: Eukaryota; Metazoa; Chordata; Aves; Rheiformes; Rheidae
Gene: LIMK2
Product: LIM domain kinase 2
Exons: 16
Coding region: 386-2251 (621 amino acids)
Biological process (GO): actin cytoskeleton organization; protein phosphorylation
Cellular component (GO): nucleus; cytoplasm
Molecular function (GO): ATP binding; protein binding; protein serine/threonine kinase activity
Source: RefSeq, a predicted model, not a curated record